UGUCAACUUGAGGUUCGUUCAGUUCGCGCUCGUCAUCAUCAUGGCUCUACCACUAGCAAACCACACUCAGUUUAACACGACUAAUGGAACGAAUAUCAGCGUUGCCGAACAUUCGCCAAUUACCAAUUCUGUAGCUCUUGAAACGUUUAAGACCUUUAUGCAAACCGUCGUUGCUUUAGUKGGAGUCGUUGGAAAUCUUUGCGUAUGUGUUGUUAUUACUAGAAACAAGAAGCGAAAAUCCACAACCGAACUGUUAAUUCGAAAUCUCGCUGUGGCAGACAUUGGUGUGCUGUUGGUGAUAUUUCCUUUGUCAAUUAUCAGGGAAAAAAUGCCURUGAAUUGGCCUCUUGGAAGACCAUUUUGCGUGUAUGCUUUUCCGUCAAGCGAGACGUUCUAUGGAGUUUCCGUGUGGUCAAUUGUGGCUAUCUCUGUUGAAAGAUAUCGCCACCUCGUCUGCCCCUUGAAGAAAGAUCGGAAACAUGGAAUGAAGGUCAUAAAGCGGUUGAUUAUUUUUCUGUGGAUCGGAUCUUUUCUUGCUUUUUGCCUUCCGACGAUUUUUUACAUGAAAUACCUGGAAAAAGGUGAGCRAACGMUGUGUUAUGCGGAUUUGCCAAGAGAAGUGCAAGAGAUUUUCUUCAUAUACUUGUUUCUUGCGUGGUAUUGCUUCCCAGUGCUCAUCAUUAUGUGGAGUUACUUUGUAAUUUCAAGAAAGCUUGAUCAAAGUAGCUUCUUCCUUCGUAACAUGCACACAUCAGAGACACGAUUCAGGGACAUUUCAARCACAUCCAAGAAUCGACUUUCAUUGAUGCAGCAAAGGCGGCUAUCGCAAAACCGAAGAGUGAAAAGACUCCUGACACCUGUUGUAAUUGCGUUUGCCACRUUGAUGAUGCCAGUCAACGCAUGUCGCUUUGUGUUUGUCUACAAUCCCGAAAUCCUCAACACAGAAUCAUAUAAAAUCAUGCUCUACAUGGUGUUGUUCGGCGUGGUAAUCAAUAGCUCCAUCAAUCCCAUAAUUUAUUCCUUCGUAAGUCCUGGAUUCCGUAGAGGAAUUGCUGCAUUCUUUAAGAAUCGGUCUUAUAGGAUUUCGCUCAUGACGGGAUCAGYCAUUCGUGCUGUUGGACAGAGGUUAACCCUUAGAGUCAGUCAGCGACGCACAUACUCAUUCAAUACUAAAGAUCCGGUAGAGCAUAAAUCUGACCGGUCAGCUCAGACUCCGGUCUCUUUGAACUGCUGAAACCUUGAGACUCAUCACGGAAAUAAUGCUUAGAGACUUCGACCUUCGAGAAAACUKCACAAUAAAAACAAUACAGAUUAUUCACUCAAGGUUUUUUUCUUCCAAGUCUCACUGCGCAGGGAGUGAAGCUCACUAUCCAUGACUUUUGAGUUUUAACUAAGCUCAGACUUGAGGCUACAAUGAGUUGAACUACUUGACACACUUAAAGCACGUCCAUAAAGGAACUUUCCAUCUUUCAGAAAACUGACGAUGUCGGUGUCCGAAGAAAGUUCGAGAGAAACGUCUAUAAAGUUUAAUGUAUGGCCUUAUAUUUCUAYUCCUAUUUUAAUUUUUUCUUCUUUACUAUGUACCAAAGGACCGCUUCAGAAUUCUAAGUUCAGAACGAMGAAAACACUGAUCAGGCGAGACGAGACCACUUUUUUUUUAUUUUAAUCUUCAAAGUCACUAUCAUAGGUCACACAUUUAGCAGCCACAGGGACAUGGUAUUUUUAAUCCCUAAGGAAAAAAGUAGACACCGACGCAGAUGAAAAACAAUGUAUUUAAAAUAUUUACUGCAGUCUCAACAUAUUGUUAUACUUUAAUUAAGGGGCAUUUAAAUGUUUUGGUAUUUGCAAAUGAAAAUGUAAAAAAUGUAAUUAACUAUCAGUGGCAUUUUGGACGCCCAUUGUGUCAGUUAAAUUACUAUAUCUUUAAACAGUUUAAACUGUUUAAAAACGCCCCUUACAAGCACAUCAGGACCUCGUUUUAUCAUGAUGGAAAUUGUUUCAUUCUGGCACUUUAUGCAGUUAUGAUAUCGUUCUUAUUUGUGUGUGUAUAUAAGGUGUUUCCGCGGGGGAGCAUUAGCCUCGAGGCAUAUUAAUUUAGGAUAAUCAUCGAGCACUUUGUAAACUAGAACUUGUGAUUUUGAUGAUUUAUAGCUUCGUCUUCCAAACUGAAAAUGUUAUUUAAGAUUUAAGUAGUGUCGUUGUUAAGUGACAUUUAGUCAAAAUAAUUAACAUGACUAUGAGACUUUGAAUGAGUCUUCAUCUGUUGCUGUGCAGUUUCCCCCGUCGAACUCRAAUUGACUCUUUGCGCGCACUGCUGAUAGAAUUGAUCUAAACUUUCGCUGUAUAAAUAAAAGCAAUAAAGAAGCUAUGCUACUUGCAA
Molecule: messenger RNA, 2380 nt
Organism: Exaiptasia diaphana
Lineage: Eukaryota; Metazoa; Cnidaria; Anthozoa; Actiniaria; Aiptasiidae
Product: G-protein coupled receptor 54-like
Exons: 1
Coding region: 41-1234 (397 amino acids)
Biological process (GO): G protein-coupled receptor signaling pathway
Cellular component (GO): membrane
Molecular function (GO): G protein-coupled receptor activity
Source: RefSeq, a predicted model, not a curated record